Cynoglossus semilaevis (tongue sole) is the source of this 4730-nucleotide messenger RNA. Its product is annotated as histone deacetylase 7-like. Gene Ontology annotation, biological process: negative regulation of transcription by RNA polymerase II; epigenetic regulation of gene expression. The transcript has 25 exons. Gene Ontology annotation, cellular component: histone deacetylase complex. Gene Ontology annotation, molecular function: histone deacetylase activity. NCBI's taxonomy places the organism in Eukaryota, Metazoa, Chordata, Actinopteri, Pleuronectiformes, Cynoglossidae. The record is from RefSeq and is a predicted model, not a curated record. The coding region runs from base 472 to 3333 and encodes 953 amino acids.
AGAGAGUUGCCAAGUAGUGCUCAGCAGGUGGAGCUCUCAUACUAUACCGCCGACACACAGACACAAAACAAAAGCGGAUAAACGUGACUUCCAGCGGGAGGUCUUAUCUGCGGUUUCAAUACCGUCACACUUUGACACAGAGACGCACAGACACAGAGACGCACAGAGACGCACGAACACGGUACGGUUCAGUCUUCGCCUCACAUCAUGGCUCAAACAGUUCCAGGUGCCCGACUUUGGCUUUUGCAGCUGUGACACGAAGGGUAACAAGAAGACAAGGACAGUCUGCUGGACACACUUUUCUUUAUUUAUUUAUUUUUGUAGUCGUCAACACUGACUCUCGCAACUUUACAUUUUGGCUGGUUUUCCUCCGUGGAAGGUGAACACACACGGCACAUCUCCUCUGAACGCCGCUCAGUGGAUGUGACCGUCAGCAGUCAGGUUACCUUGCCCUCACGCAGGGAGCAGCCCAUGGACCUACGUGUGACGCAGAGGUUGCUACAUCCAGGCCCAGAUACGGUGAUGCUGGCCCCCCGAGCCCCCUUCUUUCUGGGACCCCUCAACUCUCAGCAUUGCUCACAGUUUCCCCAGCGGCGUUUGCAGUAUAACAGCGAACAAAGGCAGCGAGAGAUGGAAGAGGAAAAACGAGAAGAGCUACAACAGCUGAUUCGAAAGAAUAAAAAUGAGCAGAGUGCUGUAGCCAGUCCUCUGGUGAGGCAGAAACUCAGAGAACACAUAAUAAUGAAGAAGCAGCCCAACCAUGACAGGGUGACUCCCAACCACAACAGCCCAUCUCCAGGUUACAGAGUGUCGCCAAAGCCCCAGCCUCCAACAUGUGACCAGCGUAAAGACUUGGCUCUGCGUCGAACAGUCUCUGAACCCACUCUGAAGUGGAAGCUCAAGAAACUUAUCAAUACAAGACCCAACCCGCUGCAGCGAAAGAUCAGCGCUCCUCCGGCUGUCAAGCACCGGACAGAAACUCUGGACUCGUCUCCCAGCAGCAACAGUAACUCAGCAUCAGGGUGCAGUUCUCCCAACGACAGCCUCCAUUCAGAAAACGGCGCCCUCCCACAUUCACAUGAGAAAAUGCUUCUUCUUCAGGCACAGCGACUGAUGCUGAAAGACAGCAGGGUGGCCCAUUUAGCUCUGCCUCCAGAUCCUGCUGCCAUGCCCAACAUCACUGCCGGGAGUCCUACACACGCCAACCUGCGAAGACCCAAACCCUUGCCACUGUCUGCUCUCCAUCACGUCUAUGUUCCUCUGGAGCGCAGCAGCCCAGCGAUGGCCCAGCACCUGCAGCCGGUUCUUUUGUUAGAUCCACAUACUAGGCUGGUCCACCCACAGUUUGUCUCCUUUCAUGGUUUGAGCUCCAUUCCUCUUCAGCAGCAGCCUCAUUCCUCGUCUCCCUCCAGAAGAGAAGCAAGAGAAGGCUCAGUCACCCUGCCCUCACACAGGCCCGUGGAGCGAACACGUUCAGAACCUCCACCUUACAGCCACCCGUCCUUUACCCUGCAGGCAGCCCAGCAUUCACACACUCAGCAGCAGCUGCUCCAGCAGCACUACAAGAGGGAGCUAGAGAGAGCCAUACAGAGUUCACUUCUAAAUAAGUCUUCAGGCCAGUCUAUGGAGAAGCAGCGUCUCACCCAAAUACCAUCAGAAGACAUGGAUCUGGAGGAAACAGGGUCUGGAACAGGUUCCAGGCCCGGGUCUGUGUGUGGCUCAGAGCACGAGUCGAUGUGUGAUGACAACUACCACAGAAGACGCAGCACAACGAGCACCGACUCCGUUUGUGGCACAGAGUCCACCACCUCAUCACGGGACAGUUUGAUCGAGUCCUCCCAUGUCACCCACAGUCAGCGACAGCUGAUACUGGGUCCAGGAGUUCAGAUGGACACUCUGAGUGUUCCUACCGUAGUCUGGCCUCACCAGCCUCUGAUCAGGACCCGGUCCUCCCCUGCCUCUACCUCUCUGCCUCCUUCACAUCCGGCCAGUCUCAUUCCUUCUCUGACGUUGUCCAGCCCAGCAGACGUUCAGCUACGCUUCACCACAGGACUGGUCUAUGACUCGCAGAUGCAGAAGCACCAGUGUACCUGUGGGGACAACAGUCGUCACCCUGAGCAUGCUGGGAGGACUCAGAGCAUCUGGUCCCGACUCCAUGAAAGAGGCCUCAGAAACCAGUGUGAGUCUCUCCGAAGUAGGAAGGCCACACUCGAUGAGCUGCAGUCAGUGCACUCGGAAAAACACGCGCUCCUUUUUGGCACCAAUCCUCUCAACCGCCUCAAACUGGACAACCACAAGCUAGCAGGAAAUUUGGCUCAACAGAUAUUUGUUGUGUUGCCCUGUGGAGGACUGGGAGUGGACGUUGAUACCAUCUGGAAUGAACUUCACACAUCAGCAGCUUCUCGUAUCGCUGCAGGAUGUGUCACAGACCUGGCGCUUAAAGUAGCACAAGGCAAGCUGAAGAAUGGCUUUGCAGUGGUCAGGCCCCCCGGUCACCACGCGACCAAGUCCUCCCCUCAGGGCUUCUGCUUCUUCAACUCUGUGGCUAUCGCUGCAAAGCAGCUUCAGCACAAACUCAACGUCAGCAAGAUCCUCAUCGUGGACUGGGACGUUCAUCAUGGCAACGGCACCCAGGAAGCUUUCUACCAUGACUCCAGCGUGCUCUACAUCUCUCUGCACCGCUUUGACGACGGCAACUUCUUUCCUGGGAGUGGACACCCCAGUGAGGUUGGUGCAGGAGCGGGUGAAGGCUUCAAUGUCAAUGUGGGAUGGACCGGUGGUCUGGACCCUCCAAUGGGAGAUGCUGAGUACCUCGCUGCAUUCAGAGCUGUGGUGAUGCCCAUCGCUCACGAGUUUUCUCCUGACGUGGUGCUGGUGUCGGCCGGCUUCGAUGCUGUGGAAGGACAUUCUCCGUCACUGGGGGGCUACAAAGUCACAGCCAAGUGUUUUGGCUUCCUCACCCGUCAGCUCAUGUCCUUGGCUGGGGGUCGGGUGGUGAUGGCCCUUGAGGGAGGACAUGACCUGAAAGCCAUCUGUGAUGCCUCUGAAGCCUGCGUCAGUGCCUUGCUGGGCAUGGAGGUGGAGCCACUGUCCCAGUCCACCUUGGACCAGACGCCAUGUGAGAACGCUGUCUUGUCCCUGCAGAGAGUAAUCCAGGUUCAAGGUGAAUACUGGCAGAGUGUGAGAGAUUCGGCCGACACGCUGGGCCUGUCCUACCUGCAGGCUCAGAGACGGCGGCUGAGACGGGACUCGGACAGCGAAGCUGUGAGUGCCAUCGCCUCGCUGUCGAUGGGAGUCCUGAGGUCUGAUGGGAAACAGCCUGAAAAAAAAUGACAAUGAAAAAGUGAUUCUCUCUGAAGAGUUCAAUGGCUGCUGUGCAUUUGGAGCAGACAUCAGUGGAACCAUGUACCCUCCUCUGUUCAACCACUGUAUCCAUCGCCUCACAAGAUCUUCUCCACCUGCUUUACUACUGGUUUUAAGUCUGACAACACACACACACACAUAUAUACGCGCACACAUUCACGAGAACAGACCCAUUUCUGGACAGUGUUCAAAUUCUCUUGAAGUCCCUGAGGAAAACCACGUGCACUGAACAUGAGAGGACCUCCAGCAGGACGGCCUGCAGAGGCGGAUUAAUGAAGAAUUGUUUCAUCUCGUAGCAUACAGCUCUGUGACGUCAAACAUUCACCUCAUUAAAGCUUCACAGGAGACUUGCAUGUUGACCGCUAGGGACGGUUGGAACCUGGACGCCAAGGAUCAAAGGUCACCUUGGCUUACAAUCACCCAGAGCGGAAAGAGUUGUCUCUGCAGGACGUGCCUGUGAGAGAGACCAGAGCCGUCCUCUCUCGCACACUGACGAUGUCAUUCAUCUGCAUCGAACCAGUGGAGACAGAAGAAGCCUCUGACUAUUACUGCACUGUAACAGUUGAGUCAUAAAAACAUGGCUGCAACACUUUAUAUUCAUGCAGAGUAGAAUAAUAAUUGUACCUCAUAGUAAUUCUCUUAAUUUUUAAUUUUUUUUAAAUUUAGUCAAAUAAAUUCUUUCAGUUUACAGGUCAACUGUAACAUUCACUGUAACAGGAACAUCCACCAGAGGCCAGUAGAACAGACCCGUCUCCAUCGACAUGUUAAUGACUGAGAGACAAUGGAAACAGAUGUGUAGAGAUUAGUCCACGAUACCAAACGGCACGUUUGAUUCCACGCCCCACUGACGUACGUGACGUCUAAAGUAGAAAAUUCCGACAUCUGUGAUGUCCGGAGAGAACUGCAAAUGACUGCAAUUACCAACGUGUGGCUGUGGUAGACGGUGGUUAUGAUUUACUUAGAGAGCUGCACCUACUGUACUCUACAGCCCACACUGUUGAAGAGGUCAGGAGCAGGUCAGCUGCAGACCAGCUGAAGUCAUCGUCCACCAAACACUAGCGCCCCCCCCAGCCCAGUUUAAACCUAAACAUUUUUAUUCUUACUGCAGCAGUUAAACGUUACUCUUUAAGGACAUUACACUCUGAAAUUUGAAAAAGUCUCCCAGCUGAGGCUUCCAUUUCUGCUUUUGUUUUCACCGCCGUGCACCCGUCCACGGUGGAUUCUGGGAUAUGUUAGUUUGCGGAGGUGAAAAUUACGACGCAUUUACAGGAUGCUUUCUUGGCCCUAACAAAUCAGAACAGGUCUGUGUGGCCGACGGUGGCUGGGUACGAUGCAGUUUAACAAAGAGCAGUGGGGGAAAAAAAAAA